Rotaria sp. Silwood2 is the source of this 1278-nucleotide messenger RNA. The record is from the annotation of a GenBank genome assembly. Lineage: Eukaryota; Metazoa; Rotifera; Eurotatoria; Philodinida; Philodinidae.
AUGUAUCCUUUAACAACCAAAGAAGAAGAAAAUUUACAAAUAAAUAUAGCUGAUGGAGUUUCUACUGUCGAAGAAACAUAUGAUGAUAUAUCAAUACAUCAUAAUGGAAUAUAUUGGCGACUACUUUUUCUGAAUUUGGUUGUAUUAUGGGCAUAUCAAUCAUUAAUUUCUGCACAAAAUUAUUAUAGCAAAUUUUUUCCUCUUGCUCAUUUAGAUUUUUGGGGAACAGUAUCAGCUGGUUUAAGUAUGUUGUUGCUUCAUGUGAUUCAAUUAUAUUUUGGUGUUUAUAAAUAUGGAUUUACAAAACGUGUUAUACCUGGUUUUAUAGGUUAUAUUAUUAUUGCAAUUUUAGUUAUGGCUUUAAAAAAUAAAAUUGUUCUAAUUGUUGCUUUUGCAAGUGUUGGUGCAAUUAAUACAAUUACAGAAUCUCCUAUUUAUGGUAUUGCAGGUUUAUUUACAACUGGUUCAUUUACUCAAGCUGUUCAAGUUGGAAAUGGUAUGGCUGGAUUUUUAAAUGUUUGUGCAAAUACAAUAAUUCGAUUGAUUGUUUUACUUGUUCAUAGUAAAAUCGAUCAAGAUCAAUUAUCAUUUUAUAUAUUUAUGAGUGUAUUAAUAAUAUUAUGUUUUAUAGCUAUUUAUGUUUAUUAUCGUUUAAUACAUAUUCCUCCAGUUAGUAUAAGAAUAAGUCAACAAAUGGCUUCAUUUCGACGAGAACAACUUCGUAAUGUUAUGGAAUUAGAUUUUCAUGAAGAUCAUCAUGAAAAUCAACUUUCAUUUUGGGAAAUAAUAAAAAUUUUAGCAGUUCAUCUAUUUAUUCAAUUUUAUGUAUUAUUUAUAAGUUUAUUAUUAUGGCCAGGUAUUCCAUGUAGUGCAACAAAUAAUGGCUGGUUUAAUUCUAGUGGUAAACUAUGGUGGUGUUCACCUUUUAUUAUUGGAACAUUUAAUCUUGGAGAUCUUAUUGGUCGUACUCUUGCUGUUAAAGUUCAUAAAUAUUUUUCUGCAAAUAUUUGUUUAGUUUGUGCACUUUUAAGAAGUCUAUUUAUUCUAAUAAUAGGUUUUCGUCAUCAUAUAGAUAAUAUACUCCUUCUUUGUUUAAUAACACUAAUGGGAACAACAAAUGGUCUUCUGGCAACAGUUACGUUUAUGGUUCGUCCUCAAACAAUUGUUGGUGUUAAUAAUUGUGAAAGAGCUGCUUAUUUAAUGACAGCAGCUCUAUACCUUGGAAUUGCAUGUGGAUCUAUUGUUGCAGCUGGCUUAGCAUUGCUUCAUGUUGUUUAA